CCAGCAGCCAGAGCUGCUCCAGCUCCGUGCUGUUCCCUUGCCAGAAUUGACCACUGGAACAACGAGAAGGAGCGUCUCGUUCUCAUCACGGAUCGGUCCCUCCUGGUCUGCAAGUACAACUUCAUCAGCCUGCAGUGCCAGCACGUGACCAGGAUCUCCCUCAGCGCCGUCGACACCAUCUCUGUAGGAGAGUUUGAGUUCCCACCUAAGUCUCUCAACAGGCGGGACGGGGCUGGGGUCCGAGUGCAGUGGGACAAGCAGAGCCGCACGUCCUUCAUCAACAGGUGGAACCCCUGGUCCACAAACAUCCCCUACGUCACCUUCACCGAGCACCCCAUGGCCGAUGCUGAUGAGAAGGUCGCCUCCCUUUGCCUGCUGGAAAACUUUAAAACGCAGCUCAUCCAGGCUGUGAAGAAAGCCCACAAGGAGUGUCCCCUGCCGGGGCGGGCGAACGGCGUGCUGGUGCUGGAGCGUCCUCUUCUGAUCGAGACCUACCUGGGACUGAUGUCCUUCAUCAACAACGAGGCCAAACUUGGCUACUCCAUGACAAGAGGCAAAAUCGGGUUUUAGGAUUCAUUGCAUU
This is a messenger RNA of Merops nubicus (carmine bee-eater), 583 nucleotides long. It is a transcript of the gene TPRG1L, whose product is annotated as tumor protein p63 regulated 1-like. Lineage: Eukaryota; Metazoa; Chordata; Aves; Coraciiformes; Meropidae. The transcript has 3 exons. Gene Ontology annotation, cellular component: cytoplasm; synaptic vesicle. The annotation marks the transcript as partial. The record is from RefSeq and is a predicted model, not a curated record.